AUGUCAUCUGAAGAAGAAAAGAUUGUUCCUACUGAAGAGGAGCUCAUUUCAGCCAUUCAACAAAUCAAGCUCGAAUCACCCGAGGCAGGCAUUAAAAAAGUCACCACUGGUGUCUUGUCACAACACCCUACAUGGCAAGUGAGCGAGAAACGAGUGAAAAAAUACAUGCAGUUAAAGGGUCUUACGAAUAAAGUAGCAGUUGAAAAGUCAGGUGUUGCUGAUGACCCAUCUGUACCUGUUUCUUAUAUUGACCCUACACUCGACUUUAAAGCUGUUUCUGAAAAUAUUGUCGCUCGUAUGAUUGAUCCUAUUAUUGGUAAAGGUCUCUUUGCUACUCGAGACAUCAAGAAGGAUGAGAUCAUCUUUUCAGAGACUCCAUUUAGUUUCUUCCCUAAUUGGCAAAUGUUCAAGUUAGCAAGAUCAGGAUCUGCUUGUGGUCUCUGUUGUAAACCUAUAUUAUAUGCUAAUCGACUCACACAGCAUUGUGGACACUGUAACAUGUACUAUUGUAGCCGUGAAUGUCGUUCUGUUGCUUGGGAGAAAUUUCAUCAAUUGGAAUGCACUCAUCUCAACACAAAGGUGCGUGAUUUAAUUGAUUUUUGUGAGGCAGAGAAUUGGCAAGGUGCGAUGGCAGUCUCUCGUAUGUACGCUCAGAUGAUCUUGGCUUAUCAACGUGGAGAACUUGACCAAGUGAUGGCCCAUUUGGAUGCCUUUGCUACCGUCAGUCAAGAGGAAAGACAAGCAAAGGAAACUGAAUGGAUCUUUAUGGAACAACCUACACGUGAAUUAUGGACGAAAACGAGAGAACUCAUAAGGGCAGCCUAUCAAGAUCCACCUAAACGAUGCAAGAUUACAAAGCCCUUACCAGCAUUACUUGCUAAAAGGCUCUUUGAUGACGAGGAGACGUUUUUGAAUUAUUUGGGUAAAUUUAAUAUCAACAAUCAAAACGGUGGGAUGUAUUUGAUUCAUUCACAUAUCAAUCAUAACUGCUAUCCAAACGUCAGUAUCGAUCAUCCUUAUCGUCAAUCAGAUUAUAAGAUUGCAGUAAGAGCUAUUCGAGAUAUCAAGGAAGGCGAACAACUCUUUGAAACUUAUGUGAAUCCUCGUUGGAACAAGGAAACUAGACAAACUUAUUUAGACAAAUCAUAUCUCUUUACCUGUCACUGUGAGCGAUGUGAAAAGGACUUGCCCCUAACAGAUGAAUUAAGAAAGGGCUUAAGAUUAAGAGACGAAUAA
Cokeromyces recurvatus is the source of this 1236-nucleotide messenger RNA. RefSeq lists its product as uncharacterized. The transcript has a single exon. NCBI's taxonomy places the organism in Eukaryota, Fungi, Mucoromycota, Mucoromycetes, Mucorales, Mucoraceae. Gene Ontology annotation, molecular function: protein binding. The record is from RefSeq and is a predicted model, not a curated record. The coding region runs from base 1 to 1236 and encodes 411 amino acids.